Molecule: messenger RNA, 1428 nt
Organism: Brassica rapa (field mustard)
Lineage: Eukaryota; Viridiplantae; Streptophyta; Magnoliopsida; Brassicales; Brassicaceae
Product: late embryogenesis abundant protein ECP63
Biological process (GO): cold acclimation
Cellular component (GO): cytosol
Source: RefSeq, a predicted model, not a curated record
ACAUCGACUAAUAACACAAGUCAAAAAUAUUCAAAAAAUCCACAAAUCACUUGAAACCUUUCACAAGUAGAGAAGCGAAGCAAUGGCGUCGGAGAAACAACGAAAGACGGAGAGAGCCGAGGUCGCAGCAAGGCUAGCAGCUGAAGACUUGCAUGACAUAAACAAACACCGUGACGAUGACGUGGCAUUGUAUAAGGUAACGGAGAGAACAGUCGAACAUCCGCCAGAGCAGGAGAGGCCAGGGGUGAUAGGGUCGGUGUUCAGGGCUGUGCAAGGAACGUACGAGCACGCGAGAGAUGCUGUUGUCGGAAAAAGCCACGAUGCGGCCGUGGCGACCAGUGAGGGAGCUAAGAUGGCUUCAGAGAAAGCGGCUGGAGCCAAAGAUGCAACCCUUGAGAAAGCGAAAGAGACGGCGGAUUACACGGCUGACAAGGCGAAGGAAGCCAAAGAUAAGACGGCGGAGAAGAUGGGAGAAUACAAAGACUAUACGGUGGAUAAGGCGGUGGAAGCGAAAGAUAAGACGGCAGAGAAGGCAAAGGAGACGGCGAACUAUACAGCGGAUAAAGCCAAAGAGGCGAAGGACAAGACUGCUCAGAAGGUGGGUGAGUAUAAGGAUUACACGGUGGACAAGGCCAAAGAGGCUAAGGAUUACACGGCGGAAAAGGCUAUUGAAGCAAAAGAUAAGACGGCGGAGAAGGCGGGAGAGUAUAAGGACUACACGGUGGAGAAGGCGGCUGAAGGGAAAGAAGCUGGAGUGAGUAAGCUUGGAGAGUUGAAGGAUAGUGCUAUUGAUACGGCUAAGAGAGCUAUGGGUUUCUUGUCUGGAAAGACGGAGGAAACCAAACAAAAAGCUAUUGAGACCAAAGAUAGUGCCAAGGAAAAAAUGGAGGAAGCUGGAGAAGAAACGAGACGUAAGAUGGAGGAGAUGAGAAUCGAAGGUAAAGAACUCAAAGACCAAGCUGGAGAGAAAGCACGUGAGGCAGCUCAAAAGACAAGGGAGAGUACUGAUUCGGCAGCUGAAAGAGCCCACGAGACAAAAGAUUCUGCUGCGGUUAGGGGUAAUGAAGCGAAGGGGACAAUAUUUGGUGCACUAGGGAAUGUGACGGACGCCAUAAAGAGCAAACUGACAAUGCCAUCGGACAUUGUGGAGGAGACACGUGCGGCACGUGAGCAUGGAGGCACGGGGAGGACGGUGGUUGAAGUCAAAGUCGAAGAUAUAAAACCUGGUAAGGUGGCGACUUCCCUGGAUGAGGCUCGGAAAGACAAGGGAAAGCUUUAAGCUAGGAUGAUGGAUCUGUUUGUAGCAGACUAGCAGCUGACGUUUUCUGAUGUUUCCCUCUUUGUUGUUUUUGUGUUCUUGUUUUGGAAAAGAGAAAUCUUAUAUUUAUGCAACUUAUUUAAGACUAGCUUUUAAUGUGUCAUUGGUUA